UUUUAGGUUAAAGCUGUUCCUGCAAAGGUUGAAGAAUUCCGUGCAUCCCUACGAAAACUUGGAGAUAUAUAUGUCAAUGAUGCCUUUGGUACUGCCCAUCGUGCUCACUCUUCCAUGGUUGGUCAAGGAUUUGAUCAGCGAGCUUCAGGGUUCCUACUUAAGAAAGAGCUUUCAUACUUUGCCAAGGCUUUGGAGGAUCCUGAAAGGCCAUUUUUGGCAAUCUUGGGAGGAGCAAAGGUAAAGGACAAGAUUCAGCUGAUUGAAAACAUGUUGGACCGCGUUGACGAGAUGAUGAUUGUCGGAGGCAUGUCUUUCACAUUCCUCAAGGUUAUGAAAAAUAUGGAGAUUGGUACAUCCCUGUAUGAUGCAGAUGGUGCCAAGAUCGUAGAGAAGCUUAUGGCCAAAGCAGAGAAAAAGAAUGUCAAGAUGCACUUCCCGGUGGAUUUCAUCACUGGUGACAAAUUUGAUGAAAAUGCAAAUACUGGUACUGCCACAGCUGAGGCUGGUAUUCCUGCUGAUUGGAUGGGUUUGGAUAGUGGACCAGAGUCUGUUGAUGCUUUUAAGGGACCAAUCGCCAGGGCAAAGAUCAUUGUUUGGAAUGGACCAUGUGGUGUGUUUGAGUUUGACAAAUUUGCAAGUGGAACAAAGAGUGUCAUGGAUAUGGUUGUAGAUGCAACAAAAGCUGGUUGUACCACUAUAAUUGGAGGAGGAGAUACUGCUACUUGCUGUGCUAAGUGGGGCACUGAGGAUAAGGUUUCUCAUGUGUCAACUGGAGGUGGUGCUUCUCUUGAGCUUCUUGAAGGGAAGACCCUUCCUGGAGUGGCUGCUCUCUCAGAUGCUUAAAUAUUCACAAACAGUAUAGAAUUUUAGGUAUUGUCAGGUAAUAAUUGGGAUUCAUCAGCUGCAUAAAUCAGUUUCUGGAGACAAAUACUUGACAUUCUUCUAUGUUCUAAACUUUUUUCAUUUUCUCAACACAGAGUAUUGCCAACAGUAAAGAUAAACGUACUAGACCAGAGUUUGUUGGUAAGUUAGGUUGGAGAGACGGAUAUACAAUAGUAAUGAUAUUGAAUUGGCAUGUGCUAUUUGUCAGUGAAUUACUAGGUUGUCAGUUAGAUAUUGAUGUAAUCUCUAGUUGUAACAUAUGUAUAAAUAGUUUGUAAAUUAGAGCCAUAGUUUCUUAAAUUAUUAUUUUUUUGUGAAUUCUAUAUCAUUAUACACAAUAAUUUAAAUAUCUUACUUCAGGCAUCUCAGACUACACCACUUGAAAAUUUUAAUCAUGUAUUUUCAGUUAUCAAAAAUCAAUAAUUGUAUUGUAAUUUUUCUGAAAUAAGAUUCAAAAUGUGAUUAGUAUUGUCAUUUAUGAAACUUAGGAACUAAUACAAAUACUGUUGCUGGUAAGUUAAAUUUUACAGACAUUGUAGAAGGAAGAUGAUUAAGAAUGUUAUAUUGUCAUUGAAAUUGUGCAAAUAAAGAACUUUGACA
Homarus americanus (American lobster) is the source of this 1482-nucleotide messenger RNA. RefSeq names its product phosphoglycerate kinase 1-like (gene Pgk). Gene Ontology annotation, cellular component: cytosol. Gene Ontology annotation, molecular function: ADP binding; phosphoglycerate kinase activity; ATP binding. Bases 115 to 843 code for a protein of 242 amino acids. The transcript has 6 exons. Gene Ontology annotation, biological process: gluconeogenesis; glycolytic process. The record is from RefSeq and is a predicted model, not a curated record. NCBI's taxonomy places the organism in Eukaryota, Metazoa, Arthropoda, Malacostraca, Decapoda, Nephropidae.